Thlaspi arvense is the source of this 1752-nucleotide messenger RNA. NCBI's taxonomy places the organism in Eukaryota, Viridiplantae, Streptophyta, Magnoliopsida, Brassicales, Brassicaceae. The record is from the annotation of a GenBank genome assembly.
AUGCGCGCUCUUUCCAAGUUUCAUGUGACACUAAUCGCAUUCCUCUUCUUCAUUUCGCUUCUUUCGCCAUUGUUCUCCACUGCGGUACCUAUCAACAUUUGGCCAAAGCCGAGAUUCCUCUCAUGGCCUCAACAAAAAGCCAUUGCCCUCUCUCCAGCUUUCACCAUCAUUGCCCCUAAACACCAACACCUUUCCGCCUCCGUAACACGCUAUCUCCACCUGAUCCGCUCAGAGAGCUACUCGCCUCUCAUCACCCGUCCUGUCAAACUUAUGAAAGGUUGCACCUUGAGAAACCUUGUAGUCCAUGUUACGGAUCUUUCUCUUCCGCUUCACCACGGUGUUAAUGAGUCUUAUACCCUCUCCAUCCCCGUCGGAAGCUUCUCGGCCCACUUGUCAGCUCACUCGGUUUGGGGAGCUAUGCAUGGCCUUGAGACAUUCUCUCAGAUGAUUUGGGGAACAUCUCCUGAUUUGUGUUUACCGGUUGGAAUCUCUAUUCGGGAUUCUCCUUUGUUUGGCCAUAGAGGCGUUUUGCUCGAUACAUCGAGGAAUUACUAUGGAGUAGAUGAUAUAAUGAGGACCAUCAAGGCCAUGAGUGCAAACAAGCUCAAUGUGUUCCAUUGGCAUAUCACUGAUUCGCAGUCUUUUCCAUUGGUGCUUCCUUCUGAACCUUCACUCGCUGCAAAAGGAUCUUAUGGACCAGACAUGGUGUACACUCCCGAUGAUGUCUCAAAGAUUGUUCAGUUCGGUUUUGAGCACGGCGUUAGAGUUCUGCCUGAAAUAGACACUCCUGGCCAUACGGGAUCAUGGGGAGAAGCUUACCCGGAAAUUGUCACAUGUGGCAACAUGUUCUGGUUGCCUGCUGGAAAAAGUUGGGACGAGCGGUUAGCUAGUGAGCCUGGGACUGGUCAGCUUAACCCAUUGAGCCCAAAGACAUAUGAAGUUGUUAAAAACGUCAUACGAGAUGUCGCUAAGCAGUUCCCUGAACCUUUCUUCCAUGGAGGUGGAGAUGAAGUUAUCCCAGGCUGCUGGAAAACCGACCCUGCAAUCAAUUCCUUCUUGUCCUCCGGUGGAACACUAAGCCAGCUUCUUGAAAAGUACAUCAACUCGACGUUACCUUACAUCGUGUCACAGAACCGAACAGUUGUUUACUGGGAAGAUGUUCUGCUGGAUGCACAAAUCAAAGCGGGUCCAUCGUUUCUUCCUAAAGAGCACACAAUCUUACAGACUUGGAAUAACGGUCCUAAGAACACAAAGAGAAUCGUAGCUGCUGGUUACAGAGUCAUUGUAUCUUCAUCUGAUUUCUACUACUUAGACUGUGGUCACGGAGGGUUUCUAGGGAACGAUAGUCAAUACGAUAAGCAAGGAGGCGGAGGCGGUGGCGGGUCCUGGUGUGCACCGUUUAAAACGUGGCAGACUAUAUACAACUAUGAUAUAACAGAUGGUUUGCUCAAUGAGGAAGAGAGAAAGCUGGUUCUAGGAGGAGAGGUAGCGCUGUGGUCAGAGCAAGCUAACCCGACGGUUUUAGACUCACGGCUUUGGCCACGUGCCUCUGCGUUUGCGGAGAGCUUGUGGUCAGGGAAUAGAGACGAGAGAGGUGUUAAGAGAUAUGGUGAAGCUGUGGACCGGUUAAACCGGUGGAGGUAUAGAAUGGUGAAGAGAGGGAUUGGAGCUGAACCUAUUCAACCAUUGUGGUGUCUGAGGAAUCCUGGCAUGUGUAAUGCAGUCCCUGGUGAUGCUUUAGAAGAUCGAUAG